Dacryopinax primogenitus is the source of this 1270-nucleotide messenger RNA. RefSeq lists its product as uncharacterized. Bases 1 to 1245 code for a protein of 414 amino acids. Gene Ontology annotation, molecular function: zinc ion binding. NCBI's taxonomy places the organism in Eukaryota, Fungi, Basidiomycota, Dacrymycetes, Dacrymycetales, Dacrymycetaceae. The transcript is spliced from 4 exons. The record is from RefSeq and is a predicted model, not a curated record.
AUGGAAUUCGACGACCAUGAAUUCCACGUCCCUCCUCCACCUCGUCGUCCACCAUCACCCACUACCUCGGACAGGGAUGACGAGAAUGCAGUCGAGAACUCCGUCCUUCUCCGUCGCUCCCAUUCACCGCCUCCUGCCAGUCCAGAAGACGAUAGAAUGUGCCGCAUCUGCUUUGGCGGCGUUGACGAUGAGCCGGAAAUGGGUAGAUUGAUUCGGCCUUGCUUGUGUAAAGGAUCCGUAUCGUUUGUACAUGUCAAGUGUCUGAAUGACUGGCGACGGGCUUCGCGUAAUCGGACGUCAUAUCUCGCGUGUGCUCAGUGCGGGUAUAAGUAUCAUUUCGCACGCACACGCGUCGCCGGACUGGCAACCAAUCCAUUCAUAUUAUUCCUCGCCACCCUCAUUCUGUUCUGUAUCAUCACACUGGCAGCAGGGUCGGUGAUGUCUUACUUCCUCCCACCCUAUCUUCUGUCUUCGACGACGGAUCCUCAAUCUACAACCAAAUCUCCUCUACUCGUCAAAGCCCUCCUGGAAGAGGAUGACGAAGAUGAAGAUGACUUCACCACACAGCUCUUCUUCUAUACCCCGGCUGGUGCAAUUCAGGAUGUCCUCGAGUCUGCCCUCCGUGCUUUCCUCUCUGGGGACGCCCUACGAUUGAUGGCUUCCUUUCUGGGCUUUUCUUCAAAUUCGAAGCAAAUACCGAUCGACAAUCCUGUCACCGGCUUCAAGCAGACGGUACGCAUUGGUACAGAGACACCUCUCCCGAUACACGUACCUCCCUUCUUGGCGGGUAUCCUUCAGAGGCUUGCUAUCGGCACUGCAACUAUCGGGAUUCUCUCAUUCGUCAACCUCCUCCUUUCUUUUUCUCUUUUGCUCCCUAUUCAGAUGGGUCUGCGCAACGUUUUCCGCCGCGGACCCCGUGACAGCAGCGCUACUUCAACCGCGCUGAUAAUCUUGUUUAUUAUUAUCGGCCUGGGUCGGGCGAUACACAAGGUGUACAAGGUAACACGGAUCCUCGCUGGCUUUAUCCUUCUCAUGGCGGAAACCGCGAUUUUGGACGUAACCCAAGAGGAUAUGGAACGCGAACGAAAAUCCAUUCGGGCAUGCUUCCAGCAAGUUCAUCUCAAGUUCUUGGUGCGGCGCAGCUGGUUCUAUCGCCUACUGAAGUUUGAACCCGCUGCUUGGAGUGAUGUCCGGAGGGCGAUUAGAAGAGGGUAUGAAGGCUUUGUUGAGCCCCAAGCAGGUUAAUUUUCUUUCUCACUGUAAAGUAUUG